Drosophila santomea is the source of this 2979-nucleotide messenger RNA. RefSeq names its product AF4/FMR2 family member lilli (gene Fs). Gene Ontology annotation, biological process: anatomical structure development. The record is from RefSeq and is a predicted model, not a curated record. The transcript is spliced from 8 exons. Gene Ontology annotation, molecular function: protein binding; extracellular matrix binding; collagen binding. Bases 423 to 2858 code for a protein of 811 amino acids. Lineage: Eukaryota; Metazoa; Arthropoda; Insecta; Diptera; Drosophilidae.
AUCAGAUGGAGCGCACGUCUCUGGUGCUCAGUAAAAGUGGAAAAGUGAAAAAGUAGCAAGUGAAAACUACUAGUGCUGUGUCCAGUUUCGCAGUUUCGUAGUUCCAGAACAGAACAGGAACGAAAAUCGUGGAAAUGUAAAUAAAUGCAGAUAUGCGAAAGUCUUAAAAUUCGAAAGCUCAGCGAUAAGUGUGGACAAAAGUGCGAUCACCGGUCGGUUGCUCACUUUUUAUUUUUCCGUUUUGUGCUGAAAAUGUUUUUAUUUUUUUCGGUUUUUAAGCUUGAUUUCUUGUAAUACCCAAAAGUGUCAUAUAUACUCUCUGCUUGUUGGCCGCUAAUUAAUUGGCAAACAAACAAGUCUAAGUGCGAAAUUGAUUUCGAACACAAAAACGAGGGAUAGUUAAAAAGCAAGUUGCCGUUGUCAUGCCGCAUCAUCACCAUCACCAGCAUCAGCCGACGAGCAGCCAAAACAAUUUGACAUUUCUAAAAUCGAAUUACAAAUUCAAGCGCAGACCAAUGUCGAUGGCCAUCCGCGCACUUCCUGCGACAGCAACAACAACAACAACAACAACAACGCCAGCAGCGGAAGCGCGUAGAGGAGAACUAAGCCAAAACACCAACCAAUUAGCGGCAACAAUGUCAAAGACGUCAGCAGCAACAGCAACAGCAACACAAUUGGCAAGAGCAACUAGCCGCGAAUGUAGAACAAUUCUAGGUUUAUUUAUAGUAAGCGCAUGGAGCGCUCUGCAAGAGUUGGCCAAUUGCUUACGCCAGGAUGAAGAUGAAGAUCGCUGUGCUGGCCAUGGCCGUGACGUCAAUGCGUUGUCCGCUGGCUCUGAUGAGGUGUCAAUGGCACGUGAGCAACAACAACAGUGCCAGCACCACGUACCCUCGGCCACUUCUAGUCCCAGCAAAAGCAUGCGCCGCACGAGAGCAGCAGCAACAGCAGCAACAGCAGCAACUGGCAACGCAGCAGCAUCAACUUGCAACGCAACAGCAUCAACUUGCAACGCAGCAGCAGGAGCAGCAGCAACUUGUGGCCAUCAGUUGGGUGGACAGCCUUUGAUGGCUUUGUUAAUUGGAUUGCUGCUACUGAAUUUUCGCCUGGCGUCGGCUGGCACCUGUUGGCAGACGCACCUGGGCAGCGGAAAGUGUGGUCAGGUCUUCUCCACGGACAUCUCGAGGUCGGAGUGCUGCGGCGCCAGCCAGAGCUUCUCCUACACGGAUCGCGAGCUGAGCAGCGUGGAGUACUUCUUUGCCACGGCCAUUGGUGGCGGCGUGGAGUGCUCGCCCUGCAUGGAAUUUUCUGAUUUAUAUGCAGAAAGCUGCAAGGGCUUCAAGUGCGGCCCGAACAAAAAGUGCGUGAAGCGAAAGGGUCGGCCCAAGUGCGUUUGUGCACCCGAAUGUGGAGCUGCCCUGCGACGCAGGACACAUCAGCAGGAGCAGGAGCAGCAGCAGGAGCAGCAGCAAGAGCAGGAGCGGGAAGAGGAGCAGCAGGAGAAGAUGAAGCCACCCCGCGAGUCCCGUAGUCUAAGUAGCGAAAAUACCAACUUCAAUUUAGGUUUAGACGGCGGCCAACGCCAACGUGCUGAUAACCAAAGAAAGCUGCAGCCUCGCGAGUCGAAGCACCGCCGACUUUUGAUCAUAGACAGCAGCAGCAGCAGCAGCAAUUUGCCAGAUCAGCCCACAAGUGGCAGACGCGGCCGGGUGGAGAUGACGGGCUAUGAGAGGCGCAGACACAGAAACAGCCAUGGCAAACACUUAACAAGAUCAAUGACGACAGGAGCCAAUGACUCGUUCCCGGCAGACAAGACGCCUGCGCAGUCGCCUGCCGCAGACUCAAUCUUGGCUCAGUCUAGACUUGGCAACUUGGCAAAUGCUAAUGAACCCGCCAACGACAUUAAUAGACGGCUCGAGUCGACGACGACUCGAGUCAGACACCAGCAUGCCAGACGCAUCGAGCAUGCUCCAAAUCCAGACAAUGGGCUAAGGAAAAGGCAGCAACAUAAGCAGCCGCAGCAGCAGCGAAAUCAGCAACAGCAGCAACAGCAGCAGCAGCAGGAUCGAAUGGAUACAGAAGCGCAGUCAGCGAAUACCACUGUGUCUGGGUCUGGGUCUGGGUCUGGGCCAUCGAAUCAUCGUCGAAUCUCGCAGUUGCAACGCGGAAGUGAAACGGCUGCGUCAUCGGACCUCGCUAAUACCCAUGACUUGGCUCAUUUGGGCGGAUUCUACGCGCCUCUGCCGCUGCACUCGAAUCCGGUUUGCGGCACCGACGGACGCACCUACAACACCGAGUGCCAGCUGCGCAAGCGCGCCUGCCGCACCAACAACGCCCAACUGGAGGUCGCCUAUCGGGGCCACUGCAAGAACAGCUGCAGCGGAGUCCAGUGCUUGAACGGAUUGACCUGCGUGGAGGAUCAGUAUCUGAUGCCCCACUGCAUCGCCUGCCGGAUCGAUUGUCCCUGGGACAACCUGGACGUGGAGGACUCCAGUGGCUACGACGAGCGACAGGCUGUGUGCGGCGUGGAUGGCAAGACGUACAGGAGUGCCUGUGAUAUAAAUCGAAUGAUUUGCAAAAUUGGACGUUCCAUUGCCGUGGCAUAUCCGGGACCCUGUCGAGCAGGCCGCGUGAGCUGUGCGGACAUCAAGUGUGGCCCAAAGGAUAGCUGCCUGGUGGAUCUGCAGACGCGCCAGCCGAGAUGCGUGUCCUGUCGCUACAAGUGUCCGCGAAAGCAGCAGCGACCGGUGCAUAAAAUAUGCGGCUACAACAACCAGACAUACAACUCGUGGUGUGAGAUGCACAAGCACUCCUGCGAGUCCCGCUACUUCAUCGGUGUCAAGUCGCAGGGUAGCUGCUAGGAGCCCGGAUGCAUCUUUCGGCCACAUCGGCCUAGGGCCUAGUGUAGUGUGUUCUUCCGUAGCUCCAACAUCCAAAGAUUCUCGUUGUGCGUGUUCGUGUUGUAAUCGGUGGAUGCUCAGG